UCUGCCCAGAAAACCAAACUGCAGAGAGAGAGAGAGGGAGAGAGAGAGAGAGAGAGAGAGAGAGAGAGAAUUCUGGAGUUUUGGAGUUCCUCUGUCCAUCAUAGCUAGAUAGAUGGGGAGGAGUCCUUGUUGUGCAAAAGAGGGGUUAAAUAGAGGAGCAUGGACAGCUAUGGAGGACAGAAUUCUUAGAGAGUAUAUAACAACUCAUGGUGAAGGCAAAUGGAGAAACCUUCCCAAAAGAGCAGGGCUUAAGAGAUGUGGAAAGAGUUGCAGAUUACGAUGGUUGAACUAUCUAAGACCUGAUAUCAAGAGAGGAAACAUCACUCGGGAUGAAGAAGAGCUCAUUAUCCGGCUUCAUAAGCUCUUGGGAAACAGAUGGUCUUUGAUAGCGGGAAGGCUUCCUGGCCGAACAGACAAUGAAAUCAAGAAUUACUGGAACACAAAUAUUGGGAAGAAAGUUCAAGAUCACUCAUCCACUAAUUCUGAAGCCAAUAUUACUCACCGCAAACCACCAAAUCAUCAAACCCAGCAAAAGAACACAAACGUCGUCCGUACCAAGGCAUCAAGGUGCACCAAAGUGUUCAUUCCCCACCUGUCACAAAUGGAUGAAGAGACUAAUCCUACUGUUCAACAAGUUGCUGCACCUUUCUUGAAUCAUGACUAUUAUGACCAGGUCAACAAUAAUGAUGAUCCACCGCUGGGGAUGAUGGGGACUGGUACUGAUCACCAACCAGCUGAUGAUUUGCCCCCAUUCCUUAAUUUGGAGAUUGAUGAUGAAAACAGUAAUUCUUGCGGGUUUAUGGUAGAUUUUAAGAUGGACGAGAGCUUUCUGUCGGAGUUUCUCAACGUCGAUUUUUCUCAGCUCUACAGUAGUACUAGUACUGCUAAUGGAGGAGAUGGUGUUAAAGCUGCUAUUAGUUCCAGUUGUGGAGACGAUAAUCAUCAUAAGCUGCAUGGCCCAGAUUUCCAAUCAUCCAUGGCUCCUAUCCUCGACUCUGAAUUGGACUGGCUCUCAUAAUCGAGUAGAUAUACUCGCAGCUAAUUAGUAUAAUGUAUAUAUAUCAGCUAGAAAUUAGUUUCUUCCACAUAACCUUAUCAGUCGCAAAAUGCAAUGUUAACUAUAAUGGACAUCCGCAUUGCACACAUUACAAAAAUAAUGCAUGCAUGUCGAUUGGUCGAUUGAUCAGUGUCAAUUUAACAUGUCGAUCCGCACUUCGUUUUC
Messenger RNA from Rosa chinensis, 1222 nucleotides. RefSeq names its product transcription factor MYB1. The transcript is spliced from 3 exons. The record is from RefSeq and is a predicted model, not a curated record. Lineage: Eukaryota; Viridiplantae; Streptophyta; Magnoliopsida; Rosales; Rosaceae. The coding region runs from base 113 to 1018 and encodes 301 amino acids.